This is a messenger RNA of Oryza sativa Japonica Group (Japanese rice), 2499 nucleotides long. RefSeq names its product xyloglucan endotransglucosylase protein 7. Gene Ontology annotation, biological process: xyloglucan metabolic process; cell wall biogenesis. Gene Ontology annotation, molecular function: hydrolase activity, hydrolyzing O-glycosyl compounds; xyloglucan:xyloglucosyl transferase activity. Lineage: Eukaryota; Viridiplantae; Streptophyta; Magnoliopsida; Poales; Poaceae. Gene Ontology annotation, cellular component: cell wall; apoplast. The record is from RefSeq and is a predicted model, not a curated record.
GGUCUUUGGAGCGCCGCACAGCAAAGAAAAAUAUCCAGCGUGGACCCCACCUCUCGAACAUUAUCUCCUCGUGAUUCUCCUUCUCUGGAAUCCUCCGUCUCCCCGUCUCUCGUUCGCUUUCUCCACUCCCAGCGACGGCGGCAUGCCUUCUCCACUUCUUUUCUCACCACUCCCAGCAAUGGCGGCGCACCUUCUCCCUCUCCGCGCCUUCUUCACUCCUCACGACGGCUGCACGCUUUCUCUCCCCGCGACGGCGGCGCAUCUUCUCCAUUCCCCAGCUCGUCACUCCUCAGCGACGGCGGCUCGCCUUCUCUACUCCCCGACUCGUCUCUCCCCUGCGGUGAAACCAACGGCUCACCACUCCCCGGCGACAUGAUGGUGCGGCCUCCACAGAUCUGGAGCCGCCUCUUCCUUGUCUCCAUCACAACACCAGGCACGCGUCAUCCCCGACACCGAUGCCAAAGGCCGGCCCUCAGUAUUACGCGCACGUACGCACAGAGAUUGAAGAAGACAGAAGUCUGUACGGUGAACAGUGUAUGCACAUGAGCAACGCUAAAUGCUAUACUGAGCUGCAUGAAAAAUACUGGGGCCGUACUUCUCUAAUCUCUAGGAUUGUAAGUGCAUCCAUGUGUUCAGAACAAUUGCAGGCUUGGCAGAGGCUUAGAGCUAGUGAUGCUCUACUGAAACGGUGAAAUGUGAAAAUAGUAUUGCACUCUGCAAUGAAAUCAAGACAAAAUAUGCAGUUGUGUUCGUAAUAUGUCAACAGAUGUGAACUAAUAAUUGGAGAAAGCACGACAAUUCUCGGUUAUCGGGUAUUCCUUUUCUUCUGAGAGUUAGGCCAUCAGAAAUUGGGUAAACCAACCUAUGUUACCACUCCAUGCGAAACACAGAAUUCUGAAAAAUACAUGGCGCAGCUCUCCCACUGGAGUAAUGGACAUGUGACGAACACUUAAUCAGGUCAACUUCUUGCUUGUUUUCCCAGCUCUGCUCACCUUUAGCUACAUACUCUUCCAUCAUUUUCUAUGCCUAGGUCUUCACUAGCCAGCCCAUAAUCCAAACUUCUUUACAUCUUCCAAGAAACCAAAUAUCUAAUGCAUCCAUCGCCGAGUUCGAUGAGAUCGAUCUGAAAGUCUUUUGACCCUGGUGCUAUUGUUCUGCAUAUAGCCUGCACUUGACCAUGGCCUCACUGCCCCUCACACACAGCAGUACAUCACUCACUCACUCACUUCACAGUUUACACCACCGGCCGGAAGCCAUGGCGCCGGCUAGGGCGCACCACCUCCUAGCCUGCCUGUUGGCUUCUGCGCUGCUCGCCGCCGCCACGCCGGUGACCGGCGGUGGGCUCAUGACGGACCAGCUCGAGGUACUGUUUGGCCAGACGCAGCUGCUCAACGACAGCAAUGGCGACCAGACAAUUGCGCUGACGCUAGACCGCGAGAUGGGGUCGGCGUUCAAGUCCAAGACCUCGUACCUCUUUGCAAGGAUCGACAUGGACAUCAAGCUCGUCGCCGACGACUCCGCCGGCACCGUCACCACGAUAUACUUGAUAUCCGAGAAGGAUUGGAACACCCACGACGAGAUCGACCUGGAGUUCCUGGGCAACGUCACCGGGCAACCGUACACCCUGCAUACCAACAUCUUUGCCAACGGCGAAGGCGGCAGGGAGGUGCAGUACCGGCUCUGGUUUGAUCCUACCCAGGAUUUCCACACCUACUCCGUCAUCUGGAACCCAGACGAGAUCCUGAUCCUGGUUGACAACAUGCCGAUCCGGCAAUUCAAGAACCACUUGGACUCCGGCGUGCCGUUCCCGAUCUACCAGCCGAUGAGGCUGUUUGGCUGCCUGUGGGACGCCGACGACUGGGCGACGGAGGGUGGCCGCAUCAAGACCGACUGGUCGCAGGCGCCUUUCGUGGCAUACUUCCGGAACUACACCGCCGACGGCUGCGUGCCGAGCUCUUAUGCGUGGGUAUGCGGCCAGGGCCCGGCCAGCAGCAGUGACUGGUUCGACCGGGGGCUGGACGACGUCAAGCAGCAGCAGCAGCUGAGGGAGGCCCAGGACAAGUACAUGAUCUACAACUACUGCAACGACCCCGAGAGGUUCCCCGAUGGUUAUCCAAAAGAGUGUGGGUUGCAGUAGGAUAGAGGUGGCUCGGUAUGCAUGUGAGAAGUGCGUGAAAUGUACCGAAUCAAUAUUCCUUUUUUGAAGAUUUUACUGGAAUAUUGAGAUUGUUUCAUUCUUUGCCCCGAGGAGGAAAAAGAGAGCAGAAAGUUUCAGAAAAAAUUGAAGGUUUUCGAUUUGAGUGUUUCGGUCUGAAUGAAAAUUUUCAAAAGCAUUUGGAACUUUUCUAUUGUUUUGAAAGUUUUUGUUAUGCUCAGACACUCCUCCUGCCCCAGAUCAGUUGGGUAUCAUGAGAUACCUCAAGAACAUGGGCCCAGAAUGAAGUAAACUAAUUCUGUAAUGAAUAUAUGAAAAUAAUGGUGACAAACAAUUCAUUACAG